Messenger RNA from Amoebophrya sp. A25, 580 nucleotides. NCBI's taxonomy places the organism in Eukaryota, Dinophyceae, Syndiniales, Amoebophryaceae. The record is from the annotation of a GenBank genome assembly.
UCUUAAUGAAGGAGAAGGUACAACUACAACAACAAGUAACAGUACCAAGAUAAGGAUAUGCACCGAAGCGAUGGGGAGACCGGGCACGAUCCGACAUGAUGUGAACAACGGUGAUCUGGUCCCUGCAGCACUGGUUGAGGAGUUCGUGCGUUGUUUUUUGACCCCAGCAAUCCAAUUUGAGGAUCCGAUUUCCUUGCAAGUAAUGGAGGAUCCUAGCGUUGCUAGUGAUGUUAAGGCUUGUUGGAACCCUAGUAAAGAUGAUUCAUCUUCAGUAGAUCUAGAUAGUACUUAGUAGUACGUCUUAUUGGAAGAGCUGUCGCUGUCCCAUAACUAAGCAGGGGACCACGAGAACAGGUUCUUCAUCUUCAAGAUGCUCUUCAGGAUGAUUUUGUGUAAUAUAGCAAAACAGGGACAACUGUUUACAGACACACAUGUAAGGUCUAAGGAUGGAUUUGUCUACGAAAGAGAGUCCCUGGAAAGAUGGCUUCAGCGUAGCGACCGGUCGCCCAAUACGCGCGAGCAAUUGUGGCAGAUGACGGGGAAUGGCUUGCCGUGCGUGCCAGUGCGCUUGUUGAAUUAA